Molecule: messenger RNA, 384 nt
Organism: Protopolystoma xenopodis
Lineage: Eukaryota; Metazoa; Platyhelminthes; Monogenea; Polystomatidea; Polystomatidae
Source: the annotation of a GenBank genome assembly
AUGAUCAUUUCCAGUGUCAGGCCGCGGACUUGGUACAUUCUCAGGCACCUCGCCGGCUUCGGCGGUGAGCCUUUGGUGACUUUCGGUUUUGUCCUGAAAACGGCAAGACUCGCUCACGAUGCCGAAAACGCUGCCGGCGAAGCGUCUAUCGUAAUGCCUGGCCAGGGAAAGGGAAGCCAGCUUAGCGCUCCAGACGAUCUUGCUACGGCCCAGAGACGAAGUCAGUCACAGUUUGCUAUCACCAGGUGCUGUGGCGACCAUCACGUGCAUCGGUCGAGCGUAAAGACGCUCGUCUGGUCGGCAAAAUCGGCUUAUAUGAAUGCGUGGAUGGCUGGAAAUAUUAACGACUAUAUGAAGCGAUGGAGGGCUCUAAAUAUAGACUGA